AUGGCCUCUUUCAACACUCAAGUGCUGUUCAUUCCCUACCGAGGCAAUUCAGUGGGCAAGAAGGACAAGGAUCCUGGAACCGUUUCUCAGCAGAAACAUGCUGCUCGAGAAUAUCAUCGAAAAGCUAAGCUGAAGAAACAGUCGCAGCGAGCAAAGGACAACAAGUCUCUCGACAAUGGCCGUGGGGAGACUUCUACCGACGAUGGCCAAAUUCUGGGCUCCUCGUCUGAGCGCUCUGUCUCGCCAGGAUCAACGGAAGGUUCAUCGCAUAUCUCCUCACAUACCGAACUGCUCAACUCGGGACAAUGCACACGAACACCAUCGCCAUUGACAUGUCUGGGAGCCGGCAGGGUCGACCCGUUCGAUACAAAGCCAGUCAAGGAUCUUACGCCUCACGUCCACCACAUGGUAGACUAUGCUCUUACCUACCAAUGGCCGAUCUUCAGCUUCGUCAACCCCGGAUUGACAGUCGAGAAGAUGAAGGAGGCAGUCAGCGUGCGCCUCAACGCAUCGCAAGCAUCGUUUUACACUGUCAUCUACGCCGCCGCGACACACUAUGCCCUCUCUCGAGUAGGCGAGCAAGCCUCCGCCCUCAACCAAGUUUUACGGCUAAACUACAAAGACCGAGCCUUGAAGAUGCUGCGCGAAAGCCUGAUUGAGGCAGCCGCGACCGACGACAUGCCGUUGCCGAUUUUACAAGCUAUGUUUGCGUUGACAUCAUAUGGAAGCGGUACGACCGAGCACAUCGCGCCCAUGAAAAGUCGAGACAUGAAGAAUCCUCUAGCUGUCUCCUUCGACCUCGACGUCUAUAGCCGGAUCCCGCCCGAAAUGGCGCAUGUGCAGGCAAUGUACCACUUGAUCGAACAACGGGGCGGUUUGCGAUCCCUCUCCCGGCCUGGCUUCGCCCAGGUCAUUGCUUUAAACGACACGUUCAUCAACUUCCGUGUCCUGCAACCCCCAACCUUCAACCUCCUCAAACCCAUCUCGCACUACUUCGCCACCUUCUCCGUCGACCCGUCCACGAUCUGCCUCAUGUGCCGACCCCUACAACUUCUCCUCCCUAAAAUCCCCUCCUCACCACUCCUCGACCCCUUAAUCGACCUCUGCCACAAAGUCCUGCUCGUCACCCUCGCCUACGAGCAGUAUCAGCGCUUCGACCCACAGGCCACCUCGCUGCACAACAUCCUCAUGGCGCGGCAUUCCGUGCUGCAUGAUUUGUUGGUGUUGGGGGACUAUAACUCAGCGACCACGACUGUGCCUAAAGCAUGCUCGAUAGCGCGCGCGAAGUUGCAGUCUCAAAACUCAACAACAAAAGUCCCACGUGAGCCAACAAUCUACGCCCUGACCUACCUCAGCACAAUGUCCUACCUCGCCCUUGACCUCUAUCCGUGGCAUGACCGCAGUCCGGGGCCGCACGCCGAGCUGGCGAGGAGGCUGAGUAAGGCGAUCAAGGAUGCGAUACAGCUCAAGUUGGUGCAGGGAAGCGAGGGGAAGCGGUAUACGGUGUUGUUCGAGUGGGCGAAUGAAUUGUUGGCGCGCUUAAUCGUUCCGCUCGCUGAAUGA
Molecule: messenger RNA, 1563 nt
Organism: Cyphellophora attinorum
Lineage: Eukaryota; Fungi; Ascomycota; Eurotiomycetes; Chaetothyriales; Cyphellophoraceae
Exons: 2
Coding region: 1-1563 (520 amino acids)
Source: RefSeq, a predicted model, not a curated record